Messenger RNA from Miscanthus lutarioriparius, 519 nucleotides. NCBI's taxonomy places the organism in Eukaryota, Viridiplantae, Streptophyta, Magnoliopsida, Poales, Poaceae. The record is from the annotation of a GenBank genome assembly.
AUGCCCGGCGGCGCUCCAGGGCAGGCAGCGCGCGGCGGCAGUGCGGCGGCGCGGGGGCCAGCGGCACAGCCAGAGCACGGCAGGAGCACACAAACUCGACACAGGCGGAGCACGGUAGAUGCAGACCUCGGUGGCGCGCGCGGUAGCCCAGACAGCGGCGGUAGACCUGGACGGCGGCGGUCCUCGCUGCGGGCUCCGACGGGGAAGCUCGGCGUGGCGCAGACGGGCUCCGAGGGGCGCGGCAAGACGGCUGGGCUCCGAGUUGGGUUGACGGCAGGGCUCCGAGGCGGGAGGACGUACGGCGACCUCCGAGGCGGGGCUCUGGCCGAGGUGACGUCGGGCUCCGACGGGGCGGUCCCGGCAGCGCUCGAACUCGAGGAUGACGGCGGGGCUCCGAGUCGGGUUGACAGCGGGGCUCCGAAGCGGGAGGACGUACGGCGAGCUCAGAGGCGCGGCUCGGGCCGAGGAGACGGCGGGCUCCGACGGGGCGGUCCUGGCGGCGCUCGAACUCGACGAUGA